GAAAAAACGAAUAUGUUGACAACAAUCAGUGUAGUUAUAUCAAGAAAGCACAGGAGGAUUCACCUUCGUCUUCCGCACCGGUUUCAGCAUCAGCACCAGCACAGCCGCAACGACGACAGGCUAAGCCACAAAGUACCCGGGGGCCAGGGCAAGGUGGUAGAGCUUCCUCCGUAUGCACAGACCGAAGGAGCACUUCCCUCAGACCGGUAGAGCGGCCGAAGGACCUUGAUCUUGAUUUCCUGAGGAGUGUGGGCGAAAAUCGAAAAAAUCAGGGUUCGCGACGUGCGCAAUCUGCGCAGCCGCAAAGAAGAGAGCAGCCGCUGUUUAGUGGAGCUUCUACCUCAUCAGGAACAGGAUCGGCAAAAAUUAGGGCGCCAUCCCUAAGAGGAGAUUCCCAAGACUCCUCAAGGAGGGCCUCCCCCCACAGGCCGCGAGCGUCAUCAUCAGCUCGCGAUCCAAAAAGGGCUAUCUCCAUGAUUCCUCCAGGCUCUAAGGGAGUGAGUCCUCAGUUGUCCCGAACAGCGGCGGUUGCAUCAAUACGAGGAGAGGCGGGUGCGUUUGAAGCGUCGAUUUCGUCGGGUAGCAGACGUGAUGAAUCAUCGCAAGGCGGUCGUGCAUCCCACCCCAAGCGCAUCAGUCACAGUGUGCCAGCACCAUCGCGACAGCGUGGUAAGCCUGGAGAGGAUUUGACGAAAAAUAUGAAAGAACCUGCAGUUGCAGGUGGUUGUAGACCAAAUUGUAAGCAAGGACUAGCACCCUCAGUGGCUGGCAGGUCCGGGUCGUCUUCUCAGGGGCCAAACAGAGUUAAGACAAAAACACCAAGAGCAUCCUAUUCGGCAGCAUCCUUUUUGAUAACGCUUUCUCCCUCAGUAAGUGUAAGGAAAAAAUAAGAGGCCAAGAAGGAUACUGUUUGAGAGGCGAGUGCAGUAGCUCUAAGUCUAAUCAAACCUUUUCCGGGUCCGCCACUGGUACAUCAAUUCAUACUACUGCUAAAAUAAAUCAUCAUCAUGAUGAUACUGAUAGAGCAGAUAGAACAAGUCAGGCACUCGCAAUUGCUUCCGGGCCUCCGCGACGCGGGAACCUCAAUCGGAUAGCAGAGCAUGAGGAACGGGAACAACUGCUGGUGGAGACUAUUUUGCCAGUUCUUAAUGCACUCUUUACUUAAGGCUAGAACACCUCUUGUUCAACAUCUACCAACCUAGUGUUGUCGUGGGCUCGUCAAUAUUCUCAGAGACUGGAGGAUGAGGGAUCCAUCUUCCCCAGCGGAGCAUCAUCUCUGAAUAGGCUCAGGGGUUCCUCUAUUUUGUUCCCCAGGAUUGGAUAGGCUAUAAGUUCACUCAUUUUAUUUCACAGGACGCAAAUACCACGGAUGAUGACGAACAAUCUACCACUAAUCCAACGUCGAUCAGAUGGCCUUUUUGUCACGAGUUUUCGAGCGCUUUGCAUCUAUGCUCUGCCGUAGCGGUGUUACGAGGUGCAUGCCAAGUAGUCGUGCCGGCACAGCACUGCAGCAAAGAGACGACGUGCACUUUUCUAGUGCGAUGCGGAGGCACCAGAAUCGUGGCCUCCUGUUCCUCUUCGUUUCCUUUGUGGUUUUAGUAGCGUUCAAACAAGCGGGGUUGGCUGAGUUUACCACGGUCAUCAACGCCACGCCCCCUUCUUCGAACUACGGGACAGCUUCUGAUCAAGAUGAUGCAGGUGGUCACACACUUUUCCAAGCAGAUGAAGUAGAAGAAGACGUUGGCGGUGCUGCUGCUGCUGUUGCCAUGGCAAUGGGUGACGGCAAUCACGGAACUGUCAGUUUUCACGAGCAUGGUCUUGGCAGUGCCUUUAGUGCUCUCGGUGAAGAUGCAACUGGAAGAAGCGAGAAUGGCAAGAGCAGUCGUGCUGCACAUUCAUCUUAUUCGUCGAAAGGUUUCAGCGAUGAAGUUGAAGAUGGUAGGGCUGCUUCAAGUCGAACUAUGAAUUCAUAUAGUUGCAACGUUGCAGGAGACCAACUACACACGACCGCGCCAUGGGUUUACCAGGACAGCCGCAUGAAUAACAACAGUGCAGGCUCUUUCAGCGCAUACAACUGCAUUUCAGAUUCAGAGCAAACCGAACGUGGUCAUACUGCCACGCAAGCUGGUAUGGUUGACAACUUGUCGCUUUUAUCUUCACGAGCGCGUGGACACCGUGAACCACCUCAAGGUGGGCUAUAUGAUGAAGAUCCCGCUACCGGCUACGCACGGCUCCUUCGAGCCACCUGCGAAAGAGAGAGAGGGACAGUCCGUCCUGUGUUUUUCUCAGACAUGACUGAUGCCGAUCAUCACGGUGAUGAUUAUAGCAAUGAUAACAAUUAUGAAUCGGCUUCGCAGUUUGAAGACAUACUAGAGGAGUGGCAAAAAUUCAACGUAGGAGAUGCGGAGUGGUGUCCAGCAGCACCACGUUCUGGAAAGAAAAUGGAGGACUCUUCAUCUUCUGGCACUCCUAAUGCAGGAGUAGGAGGUACAGCUACUGCUCGAAGAUCAAAUUUGAAUGAUCAUGUCGAGAAACCAGGAGGAGUAAGGCUUUGUUCACCCUAAUUCAUUCAUUUCCUCUUAAGCAUCUUGAAGCUGGCUCGUUCUUCCGAGUAAGAGGAAAAGAACAGCUCCGAGAUGAAGCCGAAGGUGGAUUGGAUUGUAGUGAGCUCCUCUAAUGAACUCCUCGUGCGGCGUGGAAUGUAGUGAGGUGAUGCGACUAGCGAUGGAACUGUUCGGAGUAGAGAAAGAUGAGUUGGAUGAGACCCUUCUAGGAGUACUGUGGAGCCAAUCGAACGGCACCCUAAGCCGAUUACAGAGGUGGAUCGCUGGCAAUGUUAGGGGUUGUAAUUGUAAAACAUUUUGGUUUUCAGAUGUAGACACUUAGGUCGUUUAUUUGAUAUUGUUGAUGUUACCGUCAUUUUGGAAUACAGUUGUUUCCCUUUGUUCUUCUUCUUUCACUACAUCAAAGCGGACAACGAACUACGAGAUCUUUAAAAAUUUGAUCCUACUCCUCAUCUUAUCUUUCCGUUUCCGAAGAAAGGGAAAACAUCAGCCUCUAAGAGUUUUACCAGUAAGGACGUGCUGCUCAAUGAGGACGAACUCCUUGGGUCGCUGAUGCUGCUUGCCGAUUACAUGGUUAAUGGACUGCUGUUUUUAUGCUGAAGACUUUCGCAACAACAUCGGUAGUAAUGCUAUUCAUUGGGCGCUACGCCUACGCAUUGGCAUUUCUUGGGGGGUUUGUAGUAGAAUAUGUACCUGGUCGUGUAUAUUCUUUUCCAGCAGCUGAUGUUGUAUAUUAUUGAUGGAUCAUGUUCAUGAUUUUCCUCUUCGUCUUCAUGAACAUGACCAUCUACAUCAAGAAUUAUCUUAGGGUUAUUAGUCAUCUACAACUUCCUUCAUUGUAAUCUCUUUUGUUUUCUCUUUCGUUCUAAUUCUGCUUCCGGGUGUAGUUUACGACGGCGGUGAGUUUGUACUGAAUUUGGGAGUCAGUACAGUCUCUGCGGUGGUUAGCGGGAUGCAAAACACUGUAAAUGCACUCUUGCCGAUUGCGCAGAAAGGAGGCGCUCUUUUGUUAGGGACGAUAUUAACCAUAUUGAAAUUACAGAAGGUGAUAUUUCUAGGGAUAAUAGAGUUGUAACGCUUUCCAAAUCCAAAAACGCCGCUUAUUUUCCAAAGGCAUCCUUGAGGAGGACCUGCAAAAGUCUGUCAAGGAUGUUCCUUUCUCAACAGUAGGACACAGAGUUUAUCUAGGUGUAGAGUCGAGGGAACAAGUGUAGCGUGUGACUGAGGUGAGGGCGAAACUGUACUUUUUACUUUCACAGGGUGCAUUAGCUCUACAGUAGUUGUCAGCAACGUCAGCAACAUGGAAAUAUGCAUGCAUGUAGUUCUAGCAGGUCUAAUUCUGUCCGCAAGUGCACAAGCCGGAUGGAACCAGGUGGGUGAGUUCAAGGAGUCGGCACGUCUAGCGUGGCAGCGAUCGGAUCCGCGAACGAAGGGGAAAGUCACAAUCGCCUCCGUCGGAAUUCCGAUUGUCAUUUUUAUAAUAUUACGGGUGUACUUAUAAAAUUUCGUGAUUAAAGCAGGGUCGUUACUAUGACCACGACGACCUCUGAUUUUGAUUUCAUCAAGGAAAACCUAAAUCAUUUGAGAGAAUGACUAUCCUUUACUAGUGAUUGCUUCCUGAUUGGGUGUACCUAGCUAUUAUAUGUAUCAGUAUCUAUCCUAAAAAAGAGUACCGGAACGCUCCUCAUUCCCUCACGCUUUUUCUACAGGAGAAAGAAAAACUACUUUCUUGCUCUAACGGUCAAAACAAUGUACGAACACCAUGCGAUGAUUCAUGGCCUGCACGACGAGGCCUAUUUCCAGGAUUACAUGCAGAUGUAUCAGUAGGGGCCAAGACCAUGGGAGAAAGAUGCUUACUAAUCGCCGCAGGUGGUCGUGCGGAUGCGGUUUCGGAAACGGAGUUUGUUUUCGAACUGCAGAGUAUUUUUAUUUUCACUCAUCUUGUGAUUUGUUUCAUUUUCAUAGAUACAGGAUUCAUAGUUAUUGUCGUUGUGACGAUGUAGUAACGAGACAGAGCAGGGCAUUCAGAGCCGUUGUACUGCAAUUUCCUCCCCCACGCGUAACACAUGUAAGUAGUUUCUCAAGGUGGUUUACUUAAGAAACUAAAACUAUUUGUGGUUUGUAUUUGGUGGAGUUGUUCUCUUGUCGGCUAUCCGUACUGCACAUAUUCCGCAGAUGAAUCAGUUGAGUUAUUCAUUUCAGUAAUGGCUAUGACAUAAAUUUCACGGUAAGAGUGCUGUCACUCUGAUUCAUAUAUUGUUUGGUCCGCCUCGUUGUCUCCACCUUAUUUGUCUACUUAUUACGAGUUUAUAUCUAUAAUUAGACCGUUGACAUGAGAAUCAAGCUUUACUUCUAACAAAAACUAUUCCUACGAACAAGAUUGCCAUUGCGGAAGAUUAUGUAAUGGGUCUUGAAGUGAAGACGCGUUGAUGGUAUUAUUCUCUUGUUUCGAUAGCAGCAGCUCGCAGUAGAUUCAGUGUAAAUGACGUGUGUUUAUUCGAUAACUUGUACAGACUAUGAUUACCUUCUAGUUCUACUGAUUUGGAAGCAUCAUGAAUGAUCGAAAAUAUGGAUUAUUUUUCUUACAACACCACUUUUUGUCUCUGUGGCCCGGUUUUUUUCCUAUGGCAGUUUGUUAUUGUUUAUUUUGUUCGCGUCGAAUGGCAGAUAAAACUUUGUCGGCGCGUUGCUCGCGACAUCAAUUCCACAUAAAUAUCACGAUGGUCGUAUUAAAAGGGCAGAUUGACAUACAGUCCAUUGUUCACACGCAUCGCUACUCACAAGAAUGAGAACACUGAUGAAGAUGCCUGAAAAUCCUGCUCUUUUCAUAGAAACUCGAUUGGUAGCUGAAUUCUUGCGAUGCUUUCGCACCUGUCGAGCUGGCUUAAGCAAGACCCAGCGAUGAUUACUGAAUACUCUUGACAGUGUUUUGUAGUGGCGGAUUUGCGGUGUAAUUAUUGCAACCUUUCUGCAGCUCGCAC
Messenger RNA from Amoebophrya sp. A25, 5545 nucleotides. Lineage: Eukaryota; Dinophyceae; Syndiniales; Amoebophryaceae. The record is from the annotation of a GenBank genome assembly.